UUGAUAUGUCUUAAGGCAUUUUUUCUACCGAGAAAAUAUGACGGAUAAAUGUUCUAAACGAUGCUGGGUUACUCUUUUAUCUGAUUUAGGCUACAAGAAUGGGUAUUUGAAUGGUGUUUUGACGUUAAACUACACCUUGACUAAAGUAAAGACCCAAUAUCCUCUUCUUGUGAUAUAUACAAGCAAGUGUCCAACUAAUGUUUUAUCUAUUUUGGAAAAAUCAGGUAUUAAGACUAAAUAUGUGGAAACGCUGCAGCCUUCAAAAACACUGGAUUAUGGUACGGAUACUAAAAGAUUUAACGAAUGUUUUAAUAAACUUCGUGCUUUUGAAUUAUUUGAAUAUGAAAGAGUAGUUUUUAUUGAUUCGGAUAUGAUUUUUAUGAAGAAUGCAGAUGAGUUGUUUGAUAUUCAUCUUGAUCGGGGGUUUAUUGCAUGUGCAUAUGCAUGUGUUUGUAACCCACGAAAAAAACCACAUUAUCCAAAAGAAUGGAUACCUUCAAAUUGUGCUUAUACGAUUCAACAGAAUUUACAAUCUGAUUCGCUGACUUCUUCUACAUAUGGUACUGAGAUGAUGAAUUCUGGACUUGUUGUUCUGAAUCCUAAUCCUGAAGAGUUCUCAAAAAUUUUUGAACAUGUUAAAAAUUACGAUAAAUAUCCUCUAUCGAUGCUUAGUUUUGCUGAGCAAAGUUUGUUAAGUUCUCUUUAUAAGGGUAAAUGGACGCCUUUGCCGUAUAUAUAUAAUGCUUUGAAAACUUUGCGAACUGUGCAUAAGGAAUUAUGGAAUAAUGAUGAUGUUAAGAUAGUACAUUAUAUUCUUAAUAAGCCUUGGCAUGAUGAGAAUAUGGGCUUAAAUUCAGAUGAUCCAACGCAUGCUUGGUGGUGGUCAUUAGAAAAAGAAAGGUUAGAAAAAGAAAUGAAUGGAGUUACAUAUAAAUAAUUUGUAUAAUUAUUUUUGAAUAAUAUGGUUGGUUAUAUAGUUUUGGG
Pneumocystis carinii B80 is the source of this 984-nucleotide messenger RNA. RefSeq lists its product as hypothetical. Gene Ontology annotation, molecular function: glycosyltransferase activity. The record is from RefSeq and is a predicted model, not a curated record. The coding region runs from base 38 to 937 and encodes 299 amino acids. The transcript has 4 exons. NCBI's taxonomy places the organism in Eukaryota, Fungi, Ascomycota, Pneumocystomycetes, Pneumocystales, Pneumocystaceae.